AUGGGAAUGGGUGACCAAGGUCUUAAGCACUUGUCUCAAGCUUUGAAAAAGUUGAUUGAGGAGGCCAUAAAUAACGCUACUACCUCCCUUAAAGCCGAAAAAUCUAAGCUCUCUUGCCCCUUCAAAUACUCUGAUAAGGAGACUUACUGUCAGUACUACCAGAGACUGCAUGACGAGGCUGAGAAAAAAUUCAAAGAAUCCAAAAAAACCGUUGAAAAUAUCCCAGAUAAUCAUAGUAUUAACUUCUAUAAAACAUGUCUAGAAGAUUGUAAAAAUGCUCACAAAAAACAUCCUCCAUCUCCUGCCUUGAAGUCUGUUGAAGAGAAGAUUGUCCAGCUUGGUGAAUUGGCUGGUAAGCUUGGAGGAUUUGUUGGUCAAAGUGAGAGUGUUAAGAAAGCCGUUAUAUAUGCCAUUAUCGCUGUUUUUGACACUAAUCCGCACCUUAUAAAUGACCUAAAAGAUGUUUACUCUUCUCUUGUUACUACCCUUUCUGAGUCUGUCAACUCUGCUGAGAAGGCUGUUGACACCGAUAAAAUUAGUGAGCUUAAGCAGAAAGUUGAGAAAGAAAUUAAGACUCUUACAGAUCAAAUAGAGCAACUUGAAAAGCCUACUAACCAUCUUACUCCUUCUCCUUCUUCCCCCUCUCCCUCUGCUGACCCAGCCAAAUUGCAGUCCAAGUUGGAGGCUUUGAAGAAAGUGAAGGAGCUUUGUGAAAAUUAUAAGAAUCUUAAUAAUCAUCCAAAUGAGCCUAAAAACCUUUUAGAGAAUCUUUGUGACGGCCUACAGACUUUCCUCGGCUUCAACUCUGAGUCCAAAGGCUACGACGGCAGUGGGAUUGUGUACUCUGACUUGGAUAGGCUGUGUGACGGGGUGAUGGGAUUUUUGAGUGGUGUGCUUGAGGCGGUGAAAAACACUCAGACAUACAAUGUGGGUAGAAAAACAUUACAAAACUUGGUAAGUGAUGAAAUUAACAAACAUCUUUGCUCAGGGCACGAUGGUUUCACUAAGCUUCUUCCCCGUCUGACUAAAGGGAUCGAGAAAUACAACAUAGAAGUGAGAGAGUCCAAUGAGAAAGUCAAGAAGCCCAUUGAAGACUUGUUAAGUAAGGUGGGUGAUACAUUUACACGAAAGGUACAAAAUAUAUUGCCGCAGGAAAAUGAGGGUGAAGUUCCCGAGAAAGUGCAGGCGGCGGAGAAGCAAGUAAACGAAAUGUUGGACAGCGAGAUAAAUUUCUUCGCCAAAACGUUCAAUAAGACUUUCGAAUUUAGAGAUAAUAAAUUAGAUAAACUAGAUGUGAAAACUGCUGUACGCUACAUGAAUUCUGCCUUAGAACCCAGAUUGACCAGUGCGUUGAAGGCCGUGAACUAUGAGAUUAAGCGUCUCCAGAAGCUGUCGGCGAUGGACAGACAAGCGCUGGAUGAGACAAAAAAGCAAAUUAGUGCUGCAUUAGGUAAGUUGAAAAUUGAUGUAGAUUGCAAAAUUGAGGAGCAUGUUAAGGUAUUUGUUGUCAAGGUUAGGCAGAGAGUUGAGAGCAUAUUUGCAGAUCUCAAGGACAUUGAUAAAAAACUGAGACAGUAUGUUCUGGAUGUAGCAGAGUGGAUUGCGAAGACAAAAGAAUUUAUUGAGGGAUUAAGGAAAAACGAGGUGAAGAAAAUCUUGAAUGAAGCCGGCGGCGAUUUUACCAGCAGGAAGCAUAAUAUUGAGGAUGAGAGGAAAAAGUUGUUGGCCUGGAAAGAUAAGUUAGAGACAUAUAUACCUCAACUUAAGGAAUUUACUGAACAGGUUGAUGUAAAGAUUAAGGCACUUGCUGGGGAAUUCAAGGAUAUCAGCAGAGAAGCAGAUAAGAAUGUUAAGGGCAUUUUUGAAGACAUGCAAAAGAAAGUCGUAAGCAUUAAAAGUGGCGUUUUGGGAGACAGGGAAGGUGCAGGUAUAAAUGGAUAUUGGGAGACAUUGAAACCGCAGAUACCGGAGCUCGUUGAAAAAGUUAUUGGUAAAGAAGAUGGUGCACUGGGAGGUUCGACGAAUGGCCUCCUCGAUGAAAUUGAUGACGGAAUCGGGAAAUAUUCUGGGAAAUUUAAAGAUGAGUUUGAAACUGCGAUAGAUAAGAUGGUCACCGAAAUUGUGAAUGAAAAGACGGUAGGCAUGUAUCUAACUCAGUACGCAAGUGCUGACGCAUCUAGUGUAAAGCCAACGAUCAUCAAACAAUUGCAAGACGUGGUAAAAUCGGCUGUCUCAACCGCUACAGAAAAGCUGCAAAAUGCUACGGCGGAAAAUAUUGCCGAUAGGUUUCAAGCGUUUGCCAGUAGUAUUGAAGAAGUACUCAAGCAUACUAAGGUUUCAGAGGCCGCUCAACAAAUUACUGCUGAAGUGAACAAAACGCAUACACAUCGCCGCUCACCUUAUGAUCAGAACCUACAAAGAGUGGUUAGCAUCGUACUCACAGCGGUACAAUUGGCUGUGAAAGGUGCAGCCGAUUCACUUUCAAAAUUUACCACUAGUUCCAACAUCAAAAAAGUGAAUGAAGCUAUACCUGAAGUGCGCUCCAUAAAAACGCAAUUCGAUGCAGCUCAAGCUGGUGUGGAUAUGCUUAUGGGAAGUCUAAAGAAACAAAUCACCAAUCUUGAUACUUAUCUCACCGCGGCGACUGGCAGAACCAGUGGCGGUGGACAGAAUCACGCCCACAACUUGGACAGUGCCAUCGAGAAAGUAAGAGACACCGCUUCCGAACUGGCCGCCAACACAAUACCAGUCAAGCUGAAUGAUAUUGCUCAGCAAAUAGAAGCACACCUAAAUGUUCUUACUCACGAAAUAACGGAGGCCGCCAACGUUCUGAACUAUAAAUUAGAAACGCUUAUAGAUACGAAAAUCGGUAAACCAAAAAUUAACAAGUCAGCUGACGCAGAAACGCUGCAGUCCAUCUAUGAUAACCUUGACAAGCUGCAAGGUCCUGUAGCUAAGGCGUUUAAAGAAGCUCAACAAUUACUGACAUUUGUCCAAGCAGCAGAGUCGCAAUUACCCGAAGUUCUCAAAAGAGAAAUGCACCAGGACAUCAAGAAAGUCGAAGACAAAUUAAUGACCCUCGCUGGAAAACAAUAUGUCUCCUCGGUCAAGGAGUUGCUGACGGCGUUCGCGGGCAAGGUAAAAACGGAGUUGGAUCAAAUGCCUGGAAAAAUCGAAGAUGACUUGAAUAUGGGUUUCAAAGGUUUCAUGAACAAAUUAGGUAUCAAGUUUGUUAGCAAUGUGAACGCUAUUACUACAAUUCAAACGACGUCCUCUGCUCUACCAUCUCCACUAAAUCAAGCCUCCCUAGAACUCAAAAACGCUUUUGAUGCAUUUGUCCACGCGCUUUUAGAGCAAAUAGAUUUCAAGUCUGACAUUAAGAAAAUCAAGCCCGUGCACGACGCCUUGGACAACUUGCUUAGUGGCCUUGUAACUUCGCAGUGCUACGACCAUACAUUUAGCGAUAAUUUGAACGCGUUUAGACAUGCUUUCGAAGGAUUCAACCCAUCCAAAUUCGGUGAGCCUACGACUGUGCUCACUCAGGCACUCAAAGAGGGACUCAAGGGGCUGACCAAAGAGCUAGGUAAAGCCUAUGUUAAUCGGUACUCCGGACUGACGUACGACGAGACCGACGCAGCAAAAUAUGCCAAAGCGUUCUUGACGCUCCUUUGCAUCGUACACGAGGAUCUCGAUACAUUUAGUAAGCAGUGUAAGAGCAACGGCGCUUGGUAUGACAAGCAAUGCUGUGCGAUUGAGAAUCGCCAAAGCAAUACAUUUGGGCAGUUCAUGGAGCGGUGUGGAUUUGACGUUGCCAGCAGUGCGACUUCGAAGGACGGUGAAUUAAGGCAUCCGUCCGUCAGCUUUACCGGUAAACACAUCUACCAGAAAGUACUUGAGCAGCAAUUCACCGACGCCGAGCGGAUUAAACAUCUCCAAAGUUGUGAGUCAAAUGAACACAAGAAACGUAAUAACUUCGAUCUGCUUGAUAUUACUCAGUGUCUGUUCCACCAUGCAGAGAAGUACAACGAGCUGUGUCACAUACCCACUGCGUCAUCAACCAAAGUACCAAGCAGCAUAUACGAUAUGCUCAUAUGGUUUUGUAGUCUACCUUACAGUGCCGUCUAUCCAACGCUGCUACGUGACACCAUAAGUGAUCUUCUUACUGACAAAUCUAAGCAAAAGCCACAGGCGCACGAGGGUCUUGAGUUCACAGUCAUAGAUCCGGCGUCGCAAUCCCUAGCAGCCUACCCAAACAACAUACCAUACAGUGAAGUGGUCUCCGCACUCGAACAUCUUUGUUCCAAAUCCCACGAUGUUCUCACCUGCAUCGUAGGCUACGGCGACGCAUACACCACCUACGGCAGCGACUAUUGCAAUAAUUCAUUUGGAUUUAAGUAUCCCUCUUCAGGGGAGGAUUGUUUGCAGAUGAUCACUGAUCUCCUUCGUCGGCUUCUCCAUUGCCUUCGGUAUCUGCAUAAACAGUGCGGCGUAACAGCCAAGCUCAACGGUUGGUCCGACUGCAGAUUCGGCAAGAACGUUAAGUCAGCCAAAUGGGAGUGCAAAGAUCACUCAACCGACAAACCUAAUUGCCAAGCAAACGACAAGGCAACGUGCCAACCAACUUGCCAAGCAAAAUCGCCGCUUCAGUCCUACCUAACCGAUUGCUUAUAUGGUCACUUGCCUCAUCAACUCACCAGUGUUGGAUGUAAAUCAACAUGCAAGUCGUGUCCUGGUAGCUCUCCCGGGAUGCCGUGUUUAACGCCACUUGGGUUCAGCGCUUUUUCCGGCUCCACUCGCAAGGGUACGGAUAUAUGCGAGGUGCUCGAUGCAUUCUUCUCUAACGAUUAUUUGUCAUCGCUGUUCACGCUAGCUCCGCGACCGCCGGCAACGCUACCGGAGCAUAUCGGAUUUGCGUUGUCACUUGCAGCGGCGCUUAAUGCUGGACAGCCGGUCAGGAAGCCCGCUCAAGAAUCGUUCAGCGAUGCAUUCGAGAAGUCCAUCAAGGGAGUCACCAUCAGCCUUCAUGAUAAUCCCUCAAAUUAUACUGCCGCCGUUAAGAAUGCCUAUAAUAAUAACCGAAGUCACGAAGGUCAUAGCCAUCCACCAGCGACGGAGGCGGACGUGUACACGCUCAUGUUCCCAUCAACUUGUCUGCGUGCAAGCGGUGACACGCUGUACUGCGCUCCAUACCUGUAUACGCUAGGCAUAGAUACGCAUCAUUAUCUUGCCUACCAACAUUCAAAUCUCUAUCUGUCAUGGACGGUGUACCUGCCUUGGACAUUUUAUGCAUACCUUAAAAGUCUACUUGACGCCUUCAAAAAUGUUUCCUGCCAGGAAUGGGAGUGCAGCAGAUGUAUGCAUCGCGGAAAAUGCAAGAAGGGCCAACAUGGUGCGGACUACAACUGCCAGUGCAGAGGAAUAAUAGAGUGCCGUGGAGUAAGUAGCGCAUUCCACAAAUACGGAUUCACAUUCGGCGACCCUGCAACUUUGUCUGAGGUGGAAGGGAAACGAUAUUGCCACAACUUCUACAACCAACUCGUUAACGUCUUAAAAUCGAAUUGCUUCACUAAGUUAUUUGAUAAAUGCGACGAAUUCCUCUGGAUCAUCAGACAACCCUUCAUCUGGCUCAACGUCGCACUCUGGUCACUAUCGCUCUUCUACCUCAUCUGCGUAAUGGUUGGCAGACUGGAUGUGCUCCACAUACGCUCACACCUGAGGAUACCGUCGUCGCACAAGAUAACGGCGCAAUCAUUGUUGGCUGCAGCGCAAGUCGGAAGGCUUGCCAAGAUAUCGUAUCUACAGCCGUGA
Babesia bigemina is the source of this 5808-nucleotide messenger RNA. RefSeq lists its product as hypothetical. The record is from RefSeq and is a predicted model, not a curated record. NCBI's taxonomy places the organism in Eukaryota, Apicomplexa, Aconoidasida, Piroplasmida, Babesiidae.